Molecule: messenger RNA, 1407 nt
Organism: Penicillium taxi
Lineage: Eukaryota; Fungi; Ascomycota; Eurotiomycetes; Eurotiales; Aspergillaceae
Product: Alcohol acetyltransferase
Exons: 1
Coding region: 1-1407 (468 amino acids)
Molecular function (GO): N-acetyltransferase activity
Source: RefSeq, a predicted model, not a curated record
AUGAUGACACAGUUCGGAAUCCAAUCUAAUGUUAUUCUGGCGGCAUCAUUUACAAAUCUCGAGACUAAGGGUGCGGUGCUUUCUAGGGCAGUGGUCUACCCGGCCCUUCGAAGGGUUGUAAGACAAUACCCAGAGCUUGGUGUGGUCUACUUGCGCCGCCCGUCAGAAAAAAAGAAAAAUAAUCAUCGGGGCUUCUCGGGUUUCUUGCGCCACAUCAAUCUCGACGACCAUGUCAUAUUUCGUCAAAUUCCAGUUGAAGAAGAAAAAAAAGGUCUGACCACGAUUAUGGAAGAAUAUCAUAAUGUCUGGUUUGAUCAUACCGAUAGACCACCGUGGCAGCUGAUAGUAGUCAACGGAAAACAUGUUUUACUGGUGUAUGACCAUUAUAUUACAGAUGGACGUGGGUCUACUUUCAUCAUCAGUAGCUUACUUGAUGCACUGAAUUCGCCAGAUGGGGAUGAGGAUGACUCAUCCGUUGUUGAGUUGACUAUGGAAGUGAAGGGAUUCCCUGAGGAAGAUCCCAUCAAUAUAUAUGGCACAGGGCCAUUCAUCCUAUGGACUAUUUGGAGCUAUUUGCAUUUAUACUUUCUCAAGCUCUUCUUCAGGGGGACUGACCUUUUUUUCCACGAUAUGAAGAGCCAAAAGGUGGAUGUUGCCUUUAACGAUCCAAUAAAAGAGGAGAACAGGGUUACUACAAAACUUCACACGCUCCGUCUGGAUGCCGAGACAGUGGGAAAAUGCCUCCAAGCCUGCCGCCAGCGCAAUGUCACCUUUACCAGCCUACUGUAUGCGCUUUUUCAGGUGACGCUAGCAACAGACUUUUACCCAAAGGCUAAAAUUAGUUGCUCUCAACUUGUCGUUGAUGCUCGACGUUUCCUUCCAAUCCAAGGCAGAAAGAACACUAUCAGCAACUGUGGCACCUCGCUUCCGAGCUAUGAUUGGCUAUCAGAGUCUCGCAAAGCAGGUCAAACACUAGAUGACAAGGGCAGUCUGAUAUGGAACUUGGUACAGAAACGACAUGCUUAUAUGAUGGAGGAUUUCAGAAAAAAGAUACCCAACUGUGUUAAAGGUUUGGUCUCUAUUGAAUUGGUAGGGGAAGACGAGGAAGACUAUUUCUCCAGUCUACCUAGAUAUGUGCUUUCUCUGGACAAACUAUAUAGUAUAUCUAACCUGGGCGUUUUUGACCCCAGUAAGUCAGACUCUAGCGGCCCGUGGUCAAUUUCUCACUUGGAGUUUUCCGCAGGUGCCAAUCAAGCUGGAGUUACAACAAGUUUGAUCAUCAGCGUCAUUGGUGUUAAAGACGCUGCUACUGUCAUUCAUACCAGCUAUGCGAAGGGAAGCCUUCCGGAUGAGUUUGGUCACUCACUUCUCAAGAAAGUAGAAAAACGCUUGCAUGCAAUCAUCUAG